GUUGUGGUGAGAAGGCUGGCGGCGCGGAGGGACAAUUACCGGGAAUGGGGAGGUAUGCGGUUUGUGGUUGAUUAUCCGUUGGAGCGGCUCCAAGAAGCGAUCCUUCUGGAACAAGAAGGUAAUUUGGUGAGCAAUGCUUUCCAGUUGGAUCAAUCGGCCAUUAGCUGCUGGAUGAUUUCUGCAUGCAGCGCACAGUGUGAGAAGUACAAGAAGUUUAACUAACUUUAUUUUGCCAUGCCAUUACCUUUUGGAAUAAAAUUGAAAAGAACACGCAGGUAUACUGUCUCCAGUAAGAGCUGCUUGGUUGUACGGAUCCAACUGUUGGAUAAUGGAUUUCUGGAAUUCACACUUUCUGUUGAAAGCACAGGCCAAGAAUGUUUGGAAGCUGUUGCACAAAGAUUAGAGCUGAGAGAGGUCACUUACUUCAGUCUGUGGUAUUACAAUAAGCAGAAUCAAUCUCGAUGGGUGGAUCUGGAAAAGCCCAUGAAAAAGCAGUUAGAUAAAUAUGCCAUUGAACCUACUGUUUAUUUUGGUGUGGUAUUCUACGUACCAAGUAUUUCACAACUUCAGCAGGAACUUACAAGAUUCCAGUAUUAUUUACAAUUGAGGAAGGAUAUUUUGGAAGGCCGCAUACCUUGCACACUAGACCAAGGAAUUCAGCUUGCAGGUCUAGCUGCACAGGCCGAUUUUGGAGACUAUGAUCAGUAUGAAUCCCAAGACUUCCUGUACAAGUGUGAUCUUUUUCCAGUUAAUUGGAUUCAAGAUGAACGAAUGCUUCAAGAAGCAACACAGAAAGUUGCUUCAUUAUAUCGGAAAUUCAGGGGGCUUACUCCAUCUGAGACAGAGUUAUUGUUUCUUCAGGAGGUGGUGAAAAUGGAAGGUUAUGGUCAUGAAAACUAUGCAGCCAAGGAUAGCCAAGGGAAUGACCUCCUUAUAGGUGCGUGUUUGGAAGGCAUCUUUGUGAAGCACAAAAAUGGCAGGCCUCCCUCUGUCUUCAAAUGGAAUGACAUAGCUAACUUAUCUCACAACAAAUCCUUCUUUGCAUUAGAGCUGGCAAACAAAGAGGAGACCAUUCAAUUCCAGACUGAAGAUAUGGAAACAUCCAAAUAUGUAUGGCGAAUGUGUGUUGCACGACGCAAGUUUUAUAGUCUGAAUAAAAACUGCAACUUACAAGCUCAGACUGCUUCAGUAAGCCCAGCCCGAAGGAACAUGUUAUCAAGAAUAUCUUUGCCAAAGCCUCAUCAGUACAUGAUGCCAUUACCCCAGUUACAUUAUACUGGACAUUAUGUAGAACCCUAUAAAUCUUCUCAAGACAAUGUCUACAUGAAUAAUCAAAACAGCUUCUAUCGAUCGCAGACCAGUUUGGAUAGAGCUCCAUAUGAAUACAGUGGUCGAAUCCGAAAUGGCAGUAUCUAUAGUGCACACAGCACAAGCUCUUUAAAUAACCCGCAGCACUUUAUGCAAGCAUCUCCUAUGUCUUCAAAUCCUAGCAUGACUGGAAGUGAUGUGAUAAGAGGAGAUUACAUCCCAACUAACAGACACAGUGCAAUUAUUCCACCUUCCUAUAGGCCAACUCCAGAUUACGAGACUGUUAUGAGGCAGCUAAAUCGUGGAAUGAUUCAAAAUGAAAGGCAAAGCCAUUCAAUGAGAAAUCUCAACAUAGGCAAUUCUUAUGCCUACAGUAGACCAGAUCCGCUUGUUUAUAGCCAACCAGAAAUCAGAGAACAUGCUCAGUUCAAUUCACAAAAUAUGUAUCAGUAUCCUUUUCAUUUGAACUAUAGUUUCCAUAGUCCAUCUCCAUAUAUAACUUCAACUGAGCGACGCCCAGUUGUUGGGGCUGUUAGUGUGCCAGAAUUGACCAAUGUUCAAUUACAUGCUCAGGACUACAAUGCUGCAAACAUGCUGAAAACUCAAGUGUACAGGCCUCCUCCACCCUACCCUUAUCCAAGACCUGCAAAUAGUACACCUGACCUUUCCCGCCACCUGUAUGUUAGUAGCAGCAAUCCAGAUCUGAUUACGAGGCGUGUGCAUCACUCUGUACAGACUUUUCAGGAAGAUAGUUUGCCUGUUGCACAUUCACUACAGGAAGUCAGUGAGCCCUUAAUUUCUGCCAGAUUACAUACAAAUAUUCAUAAACGUAACAGUAUUGAGAUUGCUGGACUUAUGCACAAUUUUGAGAGUUGGAAACUAAAAGAAAGGACUGUGUCCACACCAAACAAUGAAACAAACUCAGAAAAAAUAACCUCUGCAAAUUCACAACCAAAUGUUUAUUUUGAGCAAACAAAACCCAGAGAGACUGAAGUUCACGAGGACAAAAGUUACCAUCAUGGGCGAUCUUUCUCAGAUGCAACUAUGCUGAUUCACAGUAGUGAAGAGGAUGAGGAAUAUGAUGCAAGGUGCAUUGAGCAUACGUCUCAGAUACUACCUCUUGACUCCCCAUCUCAAACGUCAGCCAAGUUAAAUCAAUUGAUUAAUGAACCAUUGGCAGAUUAUCUGUAUAGUUCUGCACCUACUCUUGGAAGACAGCAUAGUUCAGAAAAGCGAGCACAAGAACGGGAGGUAACAGAAACAACACGGUUUCUGCCAUUUGUGUCUGAGUCUGAUCUCAAUACAGUUGGAAAGAUCCAGAUAAGAAGAGAGUCUUCAAAGAAGAGACCAAUGUCUGAAGUGCUUUCUAGUAAAUUAUAUGCUAUGGAAGCUCUCCCACCACUUGGGGAUAUAAGAAAAGGAACUCGUAUAUCAGAUAUUAGGAAAAUUGGACCACUGAAACUGGCAGAAUUAAAUGGAUUGACACCAUUUCAAAAGCCUUUACCUGAAGUUAUUAAAGAUGAGCCUAUCAAGACAUCACAUGAUGAUAGAUGCAAAAUUUUGGAGCAGCGUCUAGAACAAAAAAUGGUGUUUACAGAAUAUGAAAAAGUUCCAAAGAAACACCCAACAGCAGAAUGUACCAUAGCAUUACUACCUGAAAAUGCAGAAAGAAAUCGAUUUGCUGAUGUUAUUCCCUAUGAUGAUAAUAGAGUGGAGUUAGUGCCUACAAAAGAGAACAAUACUGGUUACAUAAAUGCAUCGCAUAUUAAGAUAAUAGUGGAAGGCAAGGAAUGGAGUUACAUUGCCACGCAAGGACCACUCCAGACCACUUGCCUUGAUUUUUGGCAAAUGGUGUGGGAGCAAGGGGUUGCCAUCAUUGCCAUGGUUACAAUAGAAGAGGAGGGAGGGAGAGAGAAAAGUUUUCGGUAUUGGCCUCGAUUAGGCUCCAGGAAUAACUCUGUCACGUAUGGAAGAUUCAAAAUUACUACAAGAUUUCGAACAGACUCUGGUUGUUAUGCAACUACCGGGUUAAAAAUUAAACAUCUGUUGAAUGGGCAAGAAAGAACAGUGUGGCACUUGCAGUAUACAGAUUGGCCAGAAAAUGGCUGUCCAGAAGAUAUCAAAGGAUUCCGAUCAUAUUUGGAUGAAAUUGAGUCAGUGCGUCGUCAUACCAAUAGUACAGCAGACAGUAAAAAUCCGGACAUGCCUUUACUUAUACACUGCAGCGCUGGUGUAGGAAGGACUGGUGUUGUGAUUUUAUCAGAAAUUAUGAUUGGCUGCCUGGAGCACAAUGCAACUCUGGAUAUUACUACCAUGCUGAAUCUGCUCAGACAGCAACGGAUGUUAAUGGUGCAAACAAUUACACAAUAUAUCUUUGUCUACAAAGUGCUCAUUCACUUUCUGAGAAGUUCUAGGCUGAUUUAAGCUUGUAUUCAUAAUGCUGUGAUUUUGUAAGUGAAACAACUGAUUGCAGAAUUGUUUUAAAUGAAGGAAGCGUUUUUCUACCCCUUGAGUUGAGGAGGAGAAAGUCAAUUUGCAUUAAAAAAAAAGUGCGAUGUACUCAAAUGGAGCACCAAAUUUAAAGGUGAAGUUAAAUAUUUUACCUCUGAUAUUUUUAAUUAUUUUAAAAUAGGCAUUGUGCUUCAUUUUAAUGAAGAAUAUAGUUCAAUACAGCAUAAGUGAAACCUAUCUUAGUGCAGUUUUUCACUUAACUUUAAUUUGCACCCAAAUUUAAGUAACUUUUAACCAUUUCCUCCAGCUGAACAUUAUAAACAAUAAUAUCUGGCAUAAACAUCAUGAAACUCUGUAUUUGGUGCAUGAUCAGUUUUAAGCUAUAGUAUGGAAGUAUUUUACCUUUGAUAGAGAUGUGAUGACUGCUAUAUUUCAAUAGUAGGAGAAAAUGAAAAUAUGCAAGCAGAACGAGUGAAUGUGAGGUUGAACUGGUGCAAGUGGAAGUAUUUUGUUAGAAUUAAUUUUCUAGUGUGUAAAUAGGUGAAAAAUCCUUUUUUAGGCUUAUAAUGUAUCAUGGUUUACAGAAGUAAUGAAAAUACAUGUAAUGAUAUGAAAUAAACCAAUCCUGUUUGUUUUUCAAUAGACCUGUUCAGUUAGGCAUGACUAUCAACUUUGUAAAAACUAUAUGUAUAGUUUAAUUACACUCAAUUACAAUUAUUGAAACUUAAAUGUUAUAUGAUUACUCAAAAUAAUGUAAGUUUAUUCAGUUCAUUUAUCUACUUUUAGCUGUUAGACCUAUUGUUAUUUUUGAAUUACUUUUAGCUUAGGUUUAAGUGAGUAUUUUAGCACUGAUAACUAUUUGAUGUAAGUGAGAGAGUCUGCACACAACUGGCUUUUGUGUGACCUUCACUGUAACAUACUUUAGUGUAAUAUAAUUUUGCAGUAAAGCACUUCAAACAUAAUCUAUGAAUUGGAAAACUGCUGCUAAGUGACUUGAGUUUACAAAGUUUAAAAGAGAAGGAUUUCAGCUCAGUGUCCAUAAUGUUUCUUUUAAAGCUUCCUUACUGGCCUAAUUUUAUUGACUUCCACUUGAUUCAGUAAUUAGAAAAAAAUGAGUUUAUGACAAAUGGUAGUUUGUUUCCUUUACAGGGUAGUAUAUUCAAUCAUGGGAGUAUGAAGGACAAUCUGUGAAACAUUUUUGUGUAUAUAUAAAUUAUGUAGAUCACAUCAUAUUCAUAAAUGAAAUGUACAGGGUUUUACUUUGUGAAGAUUAUCUGAGUGCAUGGUUUUGUACAUUGAAGUCAACAUAUGCUGUAUUCUUUCUUGGUGUUCUCUUUACAUCAAAUGGAAUAUGACCUGUACAUUAAUUAUGGGUUUACAAAUGUGGCUUAUAAUGUUUUGUAACUUGGAAUUCUGUCACUUUGAGUAAUGCUAGAAGAAUUUGAUAUUGUAGAGCAUCCUGUUGUAACCCAUCCAUCUGUUACAUAUUAUGUGAAAGACAUCUCUGUAGAGAUGAUGAAAUAUUUUUGAUUGCUUCCUGAAAAAUAAGUAACCAUGUUUUGUAACUGCUGAUUUAAAUACAAAUACCAUUGUGUUGCGUAAAUAAAUCUUUGCAUAAUUUGGCUGAAGCAUCUUUUCAGUAUGUGACAUUUUAUGGGGUUUUUUUUUCAGAUAUAAGCAAAACUUUAGUUUUAACAUUUUCCUGUUUGCAUUUACCUUGACUAAAUUUGCGUGUGCCAGUAUAUAUGUAAAGCCACUUCGUAAAAUGCUUUUUUUAUGACACUUACAGAAACAUUCAUCAGCUUGAAUAAAUGAUAUAAUCAUUCCAGAACUUGGAAGCUUGAUUGUAUCAAUUUUGAAAAGCGCACUCAAAAUACACUGCAGCAUCUUAGAAUUGUGAGGUUUAGCCUCUUGAGCCUGCUCCGUGAUUCAACAAGACCAUGGCUGAUCCGACAUUCCUUAUGUCCAGCCCUUGCCCCGUAACCCUUGAUUUCCCUUACUUAUUAAGAAGGUGGAGGCCGUUCAACCCAUCACGUCAGCACCAGCUCUUCAAAUGAGCUUUUUGCUUAAGUGCCAUUUUCUUUCCUUUUCCCCACAACCCUGCACAGUUUCUAUUCAAAUAAUCUUCUAAUGCCUUCUUAAAUGCCUGCCUCUACCAUACUUCCAGGGAGUGCAUUCCAAGGCCUAAUUACUUACCCUGGAAAAUAAAUUGUUUCUUUUGCAAUUUACUUGCCCCUCACAUUCUUGAUUCUUUUGCAAGUUACAAAUUACAGGAUGAUUUGAAAAUUUAGUGUAUUUUAAAGAUUUAUUAUGCAUGUGAUCUUGUAUAAACAAGCUAUGAAUGUUUUAAUUUUUUAGGAAAAUUGCUUUAGGAAAUGUUAAGAAGGAAAUGUUUUAUUCAGGAUGCUUACACUUAAAACAAAAGCCAUUUAGUCUACAAAAAAAGUAGGAUUUGAUUGUUACACAUUUUACAUUGACACACCAGCAGAGGGCAAAUUUUAUUGCAAUUUGACGAUAAAGUUGUUUGCUGAGAACUGUCACUUGCUAACUCUAUUUUCCUCACCGAAUAGUGAGGCUAUGGAAGUUCAAAACUUGAGCAUAUCAUAUCUGGCCAGGUGAACAGUAUUUAAAAUAUUUCAAACAUACAAUUACCUACAGAUUACUAUUUAUAACAAAUUUCAUUAUUUGUUUUAAACAAUUAAUUAUACAUUUGCACCUAGUGAAAGCUUUGAUUUGGUGGAGAAACUAAUAGUGUGUAAAAUUGCUUCCAAAUUACUUUCACAAAAUAGUAGUAAUUUGUUUUCACUUUUUUUCUGGUUUUUCUACCUAUUCAUUUUUUUGCUUGCAUGCUGUUCAUUUGUUUUUUGUUACCAGCCCCAUACCAUUAAAUUCAAUUGAUUUAGUCUUGCAUUUUCAGUUAUAAUUGAUAAUAUAACAAAUGAGCCAAUUAGUUGUAAUAAAUUAAUUUAAGAAGAACCAAAAUCCUGGAUGCCUGACGUAGGGAUAAGCACAUUUUAGAUUUAAAAACCUUGCAUUAGAUAUCUAUCCCAAAGUCUUUACCCUAAACAAUGUUUAUGUUAAUCUUUUAACGUUGAAGAUAACUAUCUAAAUAUUUACACAUUUGUCACAAUGUAUUACUAUUUCCUUCAGUACCUGAAAUUCCUAAUGUUCAAAAAUAGUAUAUUUCACAACACUGAUAAAAUUACUCUCAAAAUUCUCUACUGUUCAAUGCCUAUCUUUUAAUACAUUCAUUAAGGUUUUUACUUUUACUUUAGCAUCUCUCCGGUUUAGUCAUUCAGGCUUUGUUGGUGAUGGCUUUUAAACACAUCUGAGUAUGUACACAGUUUGCAGAAUUUCUCACCAUGUUGUCUAUGCAUCAGAGCAUUGAAUAAUAGAGGGGUAGGUCACUUCAUUUUGUAAGGCUUUAAAAGUUUCUUGGCUUUGUCCAAUAAAAAAAAGUCAUAGGAAGGAACUAUGCUCACAUUUUAUUUUGUUUAGAAGUGCUGUUUUCUGUAAUAAACCAUUUAACCUCCCAUGAGGGGUGGGAGAGAAAUAGCAUUUGUUUGAGGCUUCUUUGUCACUUAAAAUUGGAUGAUUUAUGUCACUUGUUCACUAAGUUGCAAGUUAAUUUUUAUGCACUUCUGAAGUACCCUAGGAUCACCACCUCUAUAAAAGCUUCAAAUUCCUAGAUGCUGUAAGUUCUAUUUUUGCUGAUAACAUAGGACAAAAUUCUAGUGCUUACAAAUUGUGAGCUACAAAUUGUGAGCUCACCUCUUUUUUCCCCCCCCCCCCCUGCCAAAAACCCAUAUCCUCCACAGUGGCAAGAUCCUAGAAUCUUGUGCUCAAGUAACCCUACUAUCUAGGAUAUGUUCUUGACGUUCUUUGGAACAUUCUUCAAAAUAGUACUGCACCCCCUGUGAUGUACAAACUAAAGUAGUCAAAUUCUGUACUUGUCUAUAUACAAGGGCUCCCCUUAAAGCUGUGAAUGCUGAGCUAUGAAUACGCUUCCUCUCCCCUCCCCUGUCAAAAAAGAGGUUGACUUGUAAAUUAUGAAUAGUAAAUCUGACACGCACCUUUUUAUUUAUACAUUAACCUUACUGUAUUCCACUUUACAGGUUGAGAUUAAUGCUUUUUUAUUAAUAAUGGAAAUUCCUUUGAAAACACGUCAACAUUUGUACGUGAUUUGUUGAUAAGCCAAUCAAAUCACAUUGACUUGUUUUUUUGAAAAAUGUCAUUUUU
Molecule: messenger RNA, 7998 nt
Organism: Chiloscyllium plagiosum (whitespotted bambooshark)
Lineage: Eukaryota; Metazoa; Chordata; Chondrichthyes; Orectolobiformes; Hemiscylliidae
Gene: ptpn21
Product: protein tyrosine phosphatase non-receptor type 21
Biological process (GO): protein dephosphorylation
Cellular component (GO): cytoplasm; cytoskeleton
Molecular function (GO): protein tyrosine phosphatase activity
Source: RefSeq, a predicted model, not a curated record